Messenger RNA from Ailuropoda melanoleuca (giant panda), 5816 nucleotides. It is a transcript of the gene TCERG1, whose product is annotated as transcription elongation regulator 1. The transcript has 23 exons. Lineage: Eukaryota; Metazoa; Chordata; Mammalia; Carnivora; Ursidae. Gene Ontology annotation, molecular function: RNA polymerase binding; transcription coregulator activity. Gene Ontology annotation, cellular component: nucleus. Bases 99 to 3404 code for a protein of 1101 amino acids. The record is from RefSeq and is a predicted model, not a curated record.
AGAUCUCUGAGAUCUCCGCCUCGCUCGCACGGGAUUGACGAUCCGUCCGACCAAUAGGAGACGCUCAGUCGGCGGGUGGAUGAACGCGGCCCUCUGUAAUGGCGGAGCGUGGCGGGGACGGGGGGGACGGUGAGCGAUUCAACCCGGGGGAGCUCAGGAUGGCUCAACAGCAGGCCUUGAGGUUCCGAGGCCCAGCUCCCCCACCAAAUGCAGUGAUGCGAGGCCCACCACCUCUUAUGCGACCUCCUCCACCUUUUGGUAUGAUGCGAGGCCCUCCACCACCACCUCGGCCCCCUUUUGGACGUCCUCCUUUUGAUCCUAAUAUGCCGCCAAUGCCUCCUCCAGGAGGGAUUCCUCCACCUAUGGGCCCUCCGCACCUCCAGAGACCACCUUUUAUGCCUCCACCCAUGGGAACCAUGCCGCCUCCUCCGGGUAUGAUGUUUCCACCAGGAAUGCCUCCUGUGACUGCUCCUGGUACUCCAGCACUGCCUCCUACUGAGGAGAUAUGGGUUGAAAAUAAAACUCCAGAUGGGAAGGUUUAUUAUUAUAAUGCUCGGACACGUGAAUCUGCAUGGACCAAACCAGAUGGAGUUAAGGUUAUUCAGCAGUCAGAACUGACACCUAUGCUUGCAGCCCAGGCUCAGGUUCAGGCCCAAGCCCAGGCGCAGGCCCAGGCCCAGGCCCAGGCGCAGGCUCAGGCGCAGGCACAAGCACAAGCUCAAGCGCAGGCCCAGGCGCAGGCCCAGGCUCAGGCACAAGCACAGGCUCAGGCGCAGGCCCAGGCGCAGGCCCAGGUGCAGGCACAAGUACAAGCACAAGCAGUAGGAGCUUCCACCCCUACAACCAGUAGCCCAGCACCUGCAGUGUCCACUUCAACAUCAUCAUCCACCCCAUCCUCUACCACUUCUACCACAACAACUGCCUCUUCGGUUUCGCAGACAGUAUCAACACCCACAACACAAGAUCAGACCCCAAGUUCUGCUGUUUCAGUUGCCACGCCUACAGUUAGUGUUUCAACUCCUGCUCCUACAGCCACACCUGUGCAAACUGUUCCCCAGCCGCAUCCCCAGACGUUACCUCCUGCUGUUCCUCAUUCAGUACCUCAGCCGGCAGCAGCAAUACCUGCUUUUCCACCAGUAAUGGUACCUCCGUUUCGUGUUCCCCUUCCUGGCAUGCCAAUUCCACUUCCAGGUGUAGCAAUGAUGCAAAUAGUCAGCUGCCCGUAUGUAAAGACAGUCGCUACCACCAAGACCGGUGUGUUGCCAGGCAUGGCCCCUCCUAUCGUACCUAUGAUACACCCCCAGGUUGCUAUUGCAGCUUCCCCUGCUACCUUAGCUGGAGCGACGGCAGUUUCUGAGUGGACUGAGUAUAAAACAGCAGAUGGAAAGACAUAUUACUAUAAUAAUAGAACGUUAGAAUCAACCUGGGAAAAACCCCAAGAGCUGAAGGAAAAAGAAAAAUUAGAGGAGAAGAUUAAAGAGCCAAUUAAAGAACCUUCUGAAGAACCUCUGCCAAUGGAGACGGAGGAGGAGGACCCUAAAGAAGAGCCGAUAAAGGAGAUAAAGGAGGAGCCCAAAGAGGAGGAGAUGACUGAAGAAGAAAAGGCUGCCCAGAAGGCGAAGCCAGUAGCUACUACCCCUAUUCCUGGUACUCCAUGGUGUGUUGUUUGGACUGGUGAUGAGCGGGUCUUCUUCUAUAAUCCUACCACCCGUCUUUCCAUGUGGGACCGACCUGAUGAUCUGAUUGGAAGGGCAGAUGUUGACAAAAUUAUUCAGGAGCCGCCUCAUAAAAAAGGAAUGGAAGAAGUGAAGAAACUAAGACACCCGACCCCCACAAUGCUGUCCAUCCAAAAAUGGCAAUUCUCUAUGAGUGCAAUUAAAGAAGAACAAGAAUUAAUGGAGGAACUUAAUGAAGAUGAACCUGUUAAAGCCAAAAAACGAAAGAGAAUGUCAAAGAAGUCCUUUAUGUGGAUUGCCCGAGCUUCUCUAUUUAGGAGAGACGAUAAUAAAGACAUUGAUUCAGAGAAAGAGGCUGCGAUGGAAGCUGAAAUUAAAGCUGCCCGAGAAAGGGCCAUUGUCCCUCUGGAGGCCCGAAUGAAGCAGUUCAAGGACAUGCUGCUAGAGAGAGGGGUGUCUGCUUUUUCAACAUGGGAGAAGGAGUUGCACAAGAUAGUUUUUGAUCCUCGGUACUUACUUCUCAAUCCUAAAGAGAGAAAACAGGUAUUUGAUCAGUAUGUAAAGACGAGGGCAGAGGAAGAACGCAGGGAAAAGAAAAACAAAAUAAUGCAAGCCAAGGAAGAUUUCAAAAAAAUGAUGGAAGAAGCAAAAUUUAAUCCAAGAGCUACUUUUAGUGAAUUUGCAGCCAAGCAUGCUAAAGAUUCAAGAUUCAAAGCAAUCGAAAAGAUGAAAGAUCGAGAAGCCUUGUUUAAUGAAUUUGUGGCAGCUGCAAGGAAGAAAGAGAAAGAAGAUUCGAAGACCAGAGGUGAGAAGAUUAAAUCGGAUUUCUUUGAACUGUUAUCUAAUCAUCACUUGGACAGUCAGUCUCGAUGGAGCAAAGUGAAAGACAAAGUAGAGAGUGAUCCACGUUACAAAGCAGUGGACAGUUCAUCAAUGAGAGAAGACCUUUUCAAACAGUAUAUUGAAAAAAUAGCCAAGAAUUUAGACUCAGAAAAAGAAAAGGAGCUUGAAAGGCAAGCCCGCAUUGAGGCAAGUCUUCGAGAACGAGAAAGAGAGGUUCAAAAGGCUCGUUCAGAACAAACAAAAGAAAUAGAUCGAGAGAGAGAGCAACACAAACGAGAAGAAGCUAUCCAGAAUUUCAAGGCUCUUUUGUCUGACAUGGUACGUUCUUCAGAUGUGUCAUGGUCUGAUACUCGGAGGACUCUGCGGAAAGAUCACCGUUGGGAAUCUGGAUCCUUGUUGGAAAGAGAGGAGAAAGAGAAGCUUUUUAAUGAACACAUUGAAGCACUUACCAAAAAGAAGAGGGAGCACUUUAGGCAACUUCUGGAUGAAACUUCUGCAAUUACCUUAACAUCCACAUGGAAAGAAGUAAAAAAAAUCAUUAAAGAAGAUCCUCGGUGCAUUAAGUUCUCCUCCAGUGACAGGAAAAAACAAAGAGAAUUUGAAGAAUACAUCAGAGACAAAUACAUCACAGCCAAAGCUGACUUCAGGACGCUUUUGAAAGAGACCAAAUUUAUAACCUAUAGAUCCAAAAAGCUAAUCCAGGAAUCUGAUCAGCACCUGAAAGAUGUAGAAAAAAUCUUACAGAACGACAAACGGUAUCUAGUACUAGACUGUGUGCCCGAGGAGAGGCGUAAACUGAUUGUGGCAUAUGUGGACGACCUGGACCGCCGGGGUCCACCCCCGCCUCCCACAGCGUCAGAGCCCACGAGACGAUCAACAAAAUAAUUCUCAGUACUCUUCCACAGGGGGAUCUUCAUUCAAAACGCUUGCAUGAGCCAAUUUUCAGGUUUUUACAUGUAUGUGCAUUAGUCAAACUAUUGCAGAACCAUCUGACGAACAGAAGGAGAAGCAUUCGUGAACCGUUUCUGAACAGAGAACACUUUGGAAAUAAUUUAUGCUUUUCUUUGUGUGGCAUGACUGACAUACAUACUCAGAUAUAGGCUGUCUCUAGUAAAUCUAAAAUCUCAAAGCUAAAAAUCAUCCUUUUAUGAGGUGUGGAAGUCAGUGACUUUUGGUGACGUUCUUUCUAGCAGUGUUAAACAUGCAAGACGUAAGAGCAUUUGUGGUUUGAACUUGAAAGAUGCAAAUACCACAGACUCCAAGAAAACCUAAGUUGGGGGUGGUUUUGAUUUUGUUUUUUAAAGCGGGUUUAAAGAGAAAACACUGAAAAUUGAAUUCUUAUCUUCCAGAGGCUAAGAUUAUUAUAAUGGACAUACUUUUACCUUUGUCUCUAAAGAACACUUUAGUUUUGUUUGUUCACUUAUGUGCUUUGAUUAUCCCCUCAGAAUUAGAGGCCAAGUCUUGUUGUUUAGCCUAAGAGAAGAUUUAUUUAGUAAUUUCUUCUCAGGUAUGGAACCACGGUCAUAACUAACAUGUUGGCCAGAAUAGGACUGCUGGUUAAACACAUUUUAUUUACCAUUAAGUGAUCUUUAUCAAUAUUCUGGAUUAGACAACAAAUUACCUUUCUUGGGUGUUCCCUGUAAACUAUACUCCUGUUUGAAUGUUAAACUUUUGUUUCUAAAGUUUAAUUUUAAGAUGUUUGAAUGUUCAGUUUAUGUAUUUGAACUACAAUAAACCAACCCUUUUUAUAUAUGUGGAUUGUAUAUGAUUAUUGUUAAAAGAAUUUAUUAAAAAAAAAAACUUCUUUUAAACCUGUUCUUAAAAGCAGUAGCAAAUGUAAUUUGGCACAAAGCAAGUUGACUUUACAUCUUAAAUAUUACAUAGUUUUUAAAGGCUUGAAUAUAAUAAAUUAAUUGAGUAUAAAAGGGAAGGAAUGUAAAGAACCAUUUUGGUGCUCAGUCUCUUAGCAAUAUCUUAUUGCUUCAUAGCAAGAAGAUGUGGAUUUGUUUGUUUGUUCUCUUGUUUUUGUCUUUUAUGUUACCAUUUGGCUGAUUGAUGCCUUCUUGGCAUCCUUUCAGUGUGUCCUGCACAUCAUACCAUGACACCCACCUUUGACCCCUACUUGCUUUUUCUAGCUGUACCUCCCCAGUUUAAAGACUCCUCUGUCUCAUUCCUUCAUAGAUUUCUCAUUUCAGAAUACCACAUAAAUGCUUCAGAAAAACACGUUAAUUGGAUAAUUUAUUUUCCCUGUUAUCUCACACCAGCUGUGAAUGCUUUUAACAAAACAUAAAAUGAGGAAGAACCAACAUCUGUAUUUGUAUGUCACGUGCACACAGACAUGCAGCACAUGGAUGCACAGACUCGUUCACAUUUACAUCACUUAGUACUUAGCUUAAGUAUGUUAAGUGCCACAGAAAUUGUGUAUGUAGGAAACUGGAAUUACCUAAGAUCUUAACCUCUGCAACUGAAAAUUAACAAGAUAUUUUUUUUCCCUUUUUUCGAAGGUCAUUUUUAUAAUUCCAUUGAGUGGCUUUUAAGUUCUGUGAGGAAUAAAACUGCAGUGUUUGCCAAAAGGAACACAACUAUUAUAGGAAUAUAACCUACAAAGUAAACCGUCUAGAAUGUUUUGUUUUAUUUUUCUGAAUUCCACAUAGUACUGUUUGUCCACUCACUACUUUCUGUUUCUCGCAGUUGAAAAGCGUGGGGAAAAAGAUGGCUUGGUGAUACCUAUUCUAAUUUCCUACUUCUGUUGUAAAGUAUUUGGGAUUGAUUAUUCAUUUAAGGUGCAAAUCAAACUUUACUAUGCAGAUUUCUUUAAAAGAUCAAGUCAGGACUGUGUAUUAAGUUCUUAAUGAAAAGGUCAUUGUAAUUACACUGUGUCUCAAAAUGUCCAUCUUGACUUGGCACUUAACAGCAAACUCCUUAAAAAUACUUGAUUCAGUUAUCCUGAGACCUGUAUCAGUGUUAAGGUCUGACCUCCCCAUAAAGCCCCAUUGUGCCAAAUGAUGAUUUUGAAAGGAGCAUUCAAGACAAAGACAGCUUUUUAAGUUUCCGAAACUAUCUGAAAUAAAGCAAUUGUUUUUAUUUGUUUACAACUUAAAAUGCCAAACACUGGAAGCUUACAUCCAACAUUUAGUAUAUAUAAUGAACAGUCUUUAAUUCAAAUAGUUCAUCACAGACAAUUUAAAAAGUACUCCCUUUGUAUAACUAUUGUCUCACAAAACAAUAUUUGGAUAUUUGGGUUAAAUUGUACUUUGUGAUCUUGUGAGCCUUAAAAUAAAAUUUGUAAUGAACCAA